CCGAGACCGAAAGUAGAUCCGCCGGGCCUACGCCGCCCGCGAGCGGGCACCCGACGGCGAUGCAGCUUGUACGCACGGUUUUCGAUGUGGAUGCGAAGCAACAUACAAUGCCAAUUUCGGAAAGACGCAAGAACAAGGCAAAAAGUAGUUGCUCUGUUGGUGAAAUAAAAGGGAAACCAGACUUGAAGAUAAACCAAGCCUCCAGGAGCGUCCUUAGCACCGGACGCGAGAAAGCAGAUGUCUCGUGCAGCACCGGACGAGAGAGUCCGGUGGGUGCGCCUUCUGAAGCGGACCAGAUAGCAGCGCGACGACACAGUCUUUGUUCAGAAGCGUUUUCAAUUUCGCCGGACCGCGACGCUCUUCUUGAGCCUAGGACAUCGACGCCUGCGGACGAGACGGACGAGCAAAUCAGUGAUGGCCGACGUGUUGGGGCAACUAGGGCAACGGGUAUUCGCGCUCGCAUACAGGAUGUGGUACCAACGCCUCCGGACGAGCAGUACAAUUUUCCAGAUGCAAAAUCAGAAGACCUACCAGUCACAACUGAUCAUGAAGCCGACGCGGAGAGGUUUCGUGCGCGACGACGCGGCUCCUCGUCCUUGCUGGUGGAGCUGCAGUGGCUUUUUUCUGGUCCGGCUGCAAACACAAGUCCACCUGGCGCAGUCCUCAUGGGAGAGCAAAGAACCCGCAGUCGACCCGUCGUGCGCACGCUUACUUCCGA
Molecule: messenger RNA, 718 nt
Organism: Amoebophrya sp. A120
Lineage: Eukaryota; Dinophyceae; Syndiniales; Amoebophryaceae
Source: the annotation of a GenBank genome assembly